UCUUACUGAAUAAUCUUUAACGUAUCGCGAUGGUGAAAGCUAAAGUUUUCAUUUACAAUAAAGAAUAUGAAGGUUUACCAAAGGAAGGGGAUCUCAUCCUGAAGGAGGAAGACUUGCCACCAAUAGAAGAUGGAGAAUUUCUGGCAAAGGCAGUGUAUCUCAGUGUGGAGCCGUUCAUGAGGUCUUCUGCAUCAGUGGUACCUUUAGGGUCGGUCCUGAUAGCCUUUCAGAUCGCAAAGAUAUUAGAAAGCAAAAAUCCCGACUUUCCCGUUGAUAGAUAUGUAGUAGGCUUCUUCGGAUGUCGUACUUACACUGUUGCUAAUGGUAAAGGAAGUAUGGGGUUUCUAGCUGCUCAUCUUAUACCAGAUUUAGAAGAUGUACCUUUAUCGUACUUCCUGGGCAUCCUAGGAACACCGGGAAACACCGCCUACUUUGGCUUUUUGGAAGUAUGUCAGCCGAAGAAAGGUGAAACAGUCGUUGUAUCGGGUGCAGCCGGAUCGAUAGGAUGUAUCGUGGGUCAAAUUGCUAAGAUUAAAGGGUGCAAGGUCAUAGGUAUUGCGGGAUCAGACGAAAAAGGAAAGUGGUUGAUGGAUGAACUGGGAUUUGAUGAUUUCAUAAACUACAAAACCCACGAUCUAGACGAAGUUCUUACGCAAAUUGCUCCAAAUGGGGUCGACUGUUAUUUUGAUAAUGUGGGUGGAAAGACAACAGCUAUCCUUAUAAAACAUAUGAGUGAUGGUGGUCGAAUUUCUGUGUGUGGUACCAUGUCCACAUAUAACGAAAAAGAUGGGAAAAGUUUCCCAACAUCACUACCAUUGUUCUGUUUUGUAAGCAAGCAGAUAAAAAUGGAAGGCUUCCUGGUGUACAAAUGGAUCGAUAGAUUUCCAGAGAGCGUCCAGCAGAAUUUGAGAUGGAUACAAGAAGGAAAACUUAAAUACAGGGAAACUGUGACAGAAGGAUUUGAAAACAUGUUUCAGGCGUUCCUCGGGAUGUUGCAAGGCAAAAAUUUCGGAAAAGCUAUUGUUAAAAUAUAAACUGGUAGCCUGUUAAUAAAAUAUUUUCUCUCGAUAUUUAAUUACAGUACUUUCACACACUUGUACAAUUUAAAUUUAAUCAAAUAAUUUACUUAAACAUGUUCAAAAAUUCAAUAUAUGUAUAUGUGACAUGGUAA
Anoplophora glabripennis (Asian longhorned beetle) is the source of this 1171-nucleotide messenger RNA. Its product is annotated as prostaglandin reductase 1. Gene Ontology annotation, biological process: prostaglandin metabolic process. The record is from RefSeq and is a predicted model, not a curated record. Gene Ontology annotation, cellular component: cytoplasm. Gene Ontology annotation, molecular function: 15-oxoprostaglandin 13-reductase [NAD(P)+] activity; 2-alkenal reductase [NAD(P)H] activity. The transcript is spliced from 6 exons. Lineage: Eukaryota; Metazoa; Arthropoda; Insecta; Coleoptera; Cerambycidae. The coding region runs from base 30 to 1034 and encodes 334 amino acids.